GGGUGCCGCGCGCGGGUGCCGGCCGAUCGACGCUACCGAGCCAGAAAUACGCGGCUUAGCCGCACAGGCCCGAUAAAAGCCCGGUCGUUAUCGUCGCCGAUCGGACGGGUCGUGUCGUCGUUGUGCGCUGUGUGUGUGUGUGUGUGUGUGUCGGUGCACACGCGAUCGAAAAUCGUGGCCCGAUCCCCGUCGGAUCGCGAUCGUCGCAAUAGUGCUAUAGUUCGUAGAGUGCUCCGACGUCGAUUCGACGGGCGGACUCGUGCGAUCGUUCCGCGGGCUUAUCACGCGCCGCUGAUAAGCCGCGGCGAAAGUGUGCCGUGCCGCGGACAAGUGGACCCAGCCCGGAUCUGCCUCUUCGGACGGUUUACAAUAGCUUCUCGCGUACCAUGGACGAGCGACGCCGUUGUGGAUCCGAUCGAUCGACACCGUCCUUCCGCGGACGCUCGAUGCUGCAAGGACGCGGAAAAUCAAGCGGCGAGAUCAUAGAGGCGCCGGGGAAGCGAGAGUGACAAAUCGCCGCCGCGUUGUGCUCGGAUUGUACCGUGUGGCUCUCUAUAGCUCGUAGCUCUAAUCGUUCCAGCUGAAAAGACGACUUCACGCUCCCUCGAUCGAGACCCUAACGCCCCAACGGUAUUCUCUUUGCCGGACUGCGAACCGAUAUAGUCCUUGAAACGAUGAGCUGGUAACCGUUUCGAAUAUUCUAUUCCGGGCCUCGUUAUCUCCGCCAACUCCUUCGGCAAAUCGGCCACCGCACCGCGCUCGGUGGCCGUUCUGCAAAUUUUUUAACGUCGCGCGACACGCCGAGGACAAGUUCGACGGCUGAUAAAUCGCCGCAUCGUACUCUCGAAAUUAACCGCGCCGCUCUGUUUGCUGAUCGACGUCGUCUAGGACCUGUCCUCUCGAGCAUUUUCUUUCGUUUGGAAUGGUUUCCUGUCGAUUGAUAGAAGCUUUUAUUGCAUCGUUUAAAAAUUCUUCUAUCGUGUUUUCCUUGUCGCAUCUGCUCGGAUAACACCGUCUCCUCCGGCAGUUCUCGGAACGACGGUCUAACAAAAAUUCGAGCUAUUCCGCACGGUGUCCGGCGAUCCUCGGCCUCGUCGUCAGCAAAUUGGCUACCCGGUAGCGACCGUGCCGGCCCCCGUAGAAGCUCGUUGACUGGCUGGCUGGUAGCUUCGAAACAAGAUUAGUCAGCAAGGAACGGCGAACCCGGAGUCUUUCGCCGCGAUAGGCGAUUAUUUCGUGGCAGCGGUAUCAGGCGAUUGCCCGCGGUGUUUCAGGUGCGCCUGAUCUACGGAGAUCGUGAACACGCGCCGCGGUCACGUGGCCGUGGAAUAUCACGGAGCGAGAAAACGUACGGCCGAUUCCCGCGGACGCGAACGCCGCGGCACCGCGAGGCUGGCACCGAUAUAUUUUCCGCGGCUUAUCGGACGACAACGGUUUUCCAGAUGCUUUCCGGCUUGUAAUCGGCUGAACUUCGCGCCACCUUGAAGCGAACGUUAUCGGCGCAUUCACGAACGUGGCAACGCGUUACGUGGCCCCGCGGUUGCAUCGAUUUAACUAGCCGCGCGUUUCGAGGUCUAGAAUCGCGCGCGAUCGUUAAGCCGUUUCGAUAGCUACCGGCCCGCCCAGCCGCUCUUCGCUGGUCGGCCUUCGAUAGAGAAUUAAUUGGCUGUUCGCGUUUCUUCGUAAUUUUCGGAUCGCGCGGCGACCGCCGUACAAAUUCGACCGACCGAACGAACGCCGCUGUCUCGCGCCGCGAGAUUUUUCUUUCUCGGUAGGUUUCGCCGGCGAGACGAUUCGAGAACGAUAAAUUCCCUCUCGGAUUCGCGGUUCGAUUUCAAUCGGACAGCACCGACUGCGAAUUGAUUCCGUCCGGCAUCGUCAACAGUUUUAUUUCUCCGUUUUAUUUGCCCGCGAGCCGGUGACAAUUAGGGUUAUAUAUACGGUUUCCCCGGGAUUUACGAUCACAAUUCGUCGAUUCGCCCGUUUUACGGCUCUGUCAACGCUCUGGAAACGUCGCUGCAAGUCGCUGCAUUCCUCGUAAAUUCCCCGAUAGUCCACCGAUACGGUCUCGCUUUUACGAUAGCGUUAAUUGUCGAUGACGUAGCGGAACAAUAAAUAUUCCUCGACCCCGUGUUCCCCGUGUUCGAACGGCAUAUUCAUUCGAACGGUUAUCGCGACGAUUACGAACGUAUCGUCGUCGUUGUUCCGUUUAGUCUGUCGUCGCGACGGCGACGAACGUCGUCGCCGGGUUCCAUCGAGGAACGGAACAACGCUCGCGAAUUUUCGUGCGCGGAACGCGAGCCUACGAUUCGCCGCGAUAACGUCGAUAUUGCUAAUUAUGUCGCAACGAUAACGGCAAAAACGCGAUAAGAGGAAAAAAAACACACUGAUACAGGUGGAGUGCGUUUCUAGCUGCACAACAAUGCCGAGCGUUUUCGAAGCGCGAAUCGCGUAGCGGCACGUUCGCGAGCUGGAGGAGCUCUCUCGGAUUCGAACGUAGCCGAAUUCGAUCGACGACGGAUCGAUGCAUCGUCCGACAUCUCGUCAACGAACCUCACGAUUUUACGGAUUUCUAUUUCUUUUUUUCUUUUUUCGACAUUAAUUCAGCCGCGAGGUCUUCUUCAAUGUUACCGAGCGUCGAGCAUUUUUCGCACUGAGUCCGAAGACGAUAGACCGAAUCGAUCGGCGUGAAAAGCCGAGAACGACCGUGAAUAUCGACCAAACAGUCGCCGGGAAAAAUCGGCGCCAACUUAGCCAUGCUUUCGCAGUCACCGACCCUAGCAUAGCCGGACGAAGUUGAGCCACAUUCGGUACUCGAUCCGACAAAGCAGCGAAUGAAAUUCCAGGCCGUCGGUCGAUGUCGCCGAUAAAUCAGCGAACGAUCGUGCUCGCAUCUUCGGCUAACGAACAGAGUCAGUCAUUAAUCGGCGGAAAGAGGAUGAUCCCCGCGAAUGCCAUUGCGAUCAUAGUUCGUUCGAAUAGCAGAGCGUUCCGGCGCGCGUGAAACAUUUCAGCGUUUCGUAACGCGGACAAUCGCGGUGAUUGGACGAACCUGUGCCGCGAAAUUCACGGUAACCAGCGGAUUGUUGUCGGCGGAUGACAGAGACAGAAAUAGAAACAGAGAGCGAGAGAGAGGGGGGUUUAAUUGUUCACUUGAACGCGUUAUCCGCGUAAUGCGGCCGCGGCCUCGCCGGUUAUCGAGGGCCCAUCCGCAGUGCUUUAAACGGUCCGCGUGAUUGGCGUUACACGUGAAACGCCGGGUCGUUUAUCUCGCGGAGCUGACCUCGGUGAAAUGUGGCCAAUUCCUUCCUGCUGAAGUGGACCGAGCCACCGCCGAGGAUUCGUCGUCACGCCCCGGAGAGGAUCCGUCUGUCUUUCUGGCUGAUGCGCUCAACCUUUUUCUCUCCCCUGUUGUUUCAUCCUUCCUUCUUUUUUCUCCCCCGCUGCGUUGCUUUUCGCCGUGUUCGCCACGACGCCGGUGCUGCCUGCGCCGGUCCAGGGGCUUGGCACGAUGACAACGCUGAAGAAGGACGAGAAGAGGGCGACGAAAAAGUCGCCGAAGACCGCCAGCCAGAAAGCCCCCGGCCGCAACGCGAAGACGGUAAAGCCGACCAGGCAGCAACAUCAGCCUGUAAAGCCCGAGCCCAUCGACGAACCAGAAAAUUUGAAGGAUGUCCCGAAUCCCGAGGUGGACGUCGAGGUGACCAGGAAGAAGAGCGGGAAAUUCGAGCGCAAGUCGUCGUUCCGUUGGAAAAUCGGGUCGCUGAUAAGAGGCAGCGCCGCCGAGUUACCGGCAGCGAUAAACCGCGGCCUACAGCCGAUUAGGCGAAGCCUGAGCUUCAGCAAAGACUUGAACCGGCUGCACGAGCCGUCGAAACCGUCUCGGGUUGGCAGCGCGCAAUGGUAUAACAGUCUGGUGUCUUUGGCGGAGGACGAAUGUCUGGCCGAGACGCCGCCGAGAAGCAACUUUAACACCCUGCCGACGAAGGUCACCAGGACACAGAGCCUCAUCGACACCACUGCCGCAAGGAGCCCCAGGCGACGGCCCAGCCAGCUGCUCGGCAAGACCGCCCCUUACGGACGACACAGCGAUCACUAUGAUUCUACAAUAGAUUUGAGCAAGCCACCAUGCGAAGCGAGCAGCCUCCCCGCCCUUGCCACUGCGCAGGAUGAUCCGGAGAACGAGCCUAAGUUCGCGAACGAACGGGAGCAACAGGUCAGGAACAAAUGGGGGAGCCUGAAGGUCGUUGUCCGAAAUUUGUCUCAGCUGCAUGGGCAUUCCACCGUGAAACGCCACUCGGUGCGUUCGAGGUCGUUGACCCAGCUGGACGCUCUAGGCAGCAGCAUGCUGGACACAGGGGAGCACCAUCUGGAGAGUGGCCCCGCCGCGCAACAGCAACCCCAUCAACUUCACCACCAUUACCAGCCGCAACAGCAACAGCAACAGCAGCAGCAGCAGCAACAGCAACAGCAGCAGCAGCACACCCAAAGUGUAGAAAAUAAUCCCCGUUUUUUGGUGCCUAGCGCAGCGUCGAUAGAGAGCACCCACCAGAAUCGCACCAGGCACAAACUGUCGCGGUCGCAGUUGUCCAGCAGCGAGUACUUCAGCGUCAGCUUCGAUGUAUCCGAGGACAUUGGCUCACUGGACCGGGACGAGUUGCUCCCAGCAUUGAAGGGGACUUGUUUGGCGGAGGCAUUGAACACCAGUUGCGAGCGACGCGGUAUCGACUUGUCACGCAUCGAGGUGUACGACGGUUUCUCGGCGUCGCUGCCGAUUCAGACGACGGACACAUCGUGCCUCGGCGGCAAACACCUGCGAAUAACAGUCAGAGACGCCGAGAAAUCGAACUCGAAAUCGGGUCAAAGGGCCAGCCAAAGUGUCACACUCAGGAAAACGUCGAGCGGGAGCUAUCGGGGUCGCAGCGGCCUCGGUUUCUUCAGCGUCUCGACGGAAGACUCGAGCGUCGACUCCGAGGUCAGCAGCAGCAACACGAUCACGUCUGGUCGGAGUUCCGCUGGGGCUGCGGGAUUCAAGACCAGCAAGCAACGCUGGAGCGGUUUCUUCAUGAACACCAAGGGCAACAAGCUCGACCUGCUCACGGCUCAGCUGGACGAGUACAAUAAGCACGGGGUGCCGAAACUGACGGACGUUCAACUGCCCUGCGAACUCACCCUCAACGAAGAUGCCUUGUAUAGCUUAGAGGAAGACUGGCGCGACCUAGUUCACAACGCGGACCAACUGUCGGAGAAGCAGCAACAACAGCAGACCGCUUUGUGGGAGUUAGCGCAAACGGAGGUGGCGUACAUCAAGACCUUGAAGGUCGUGACCGACCUGUUCAUGGCGUGCCUCUGCAGCCUGCAGACCUCGAAUAUCCUGACCGAGGUCGACAGGACCAAGCUGUUCAGCAACAUCCCCGAGAUCUACGCCGCGAACCGGUACUUCUGCACCGAGUACGUCAUGAUGAUGGUGAACGCGUCGAGGUCGACGGGCCAGCCGCUCGACCCUGGACACCUUCUGCAAGGUUUCGAGACCUUCGAGCGGAUCUUCGCGCCCUACACCAGGUACUGCGCGGAGCAGAGCAGGUGCCAACAGUACUGCAGGGACCGGCUCAACGAUAAUCAGCUGUUCACCGUCUACCUGGUGUGGUGCGAGACGCAGAAGGACUGCAACAGGCUGAAGCUGCUCGACAUUCUGGUGAAACCUAUGCAGAGGCUGACCAAGUACUCGCUGCUUCUCAAGGCCGUUCACAAGAACACGGAGAACGAGGAUCAGAGGGCGGAAUUGAUACACAUGAUCAAGUCCGUGGACGACUUCGUGGCGUCGGUGAACGCCGCCCUGAAGAGGAGCGAGGAGUCGGCCCGUUUGGCCAGCGCCGCGUCUCGCAUAGAGUGCUACGACGUGGUCGAGUCCCGUGACGAAGAACUAGAUAAACUGAUCAAAAACCACAGCACGUUCGACAUCACAGCGGUGCCGAUACCCGGCUGUCCUAAAGACACCUUGAGGGUGCUUCUCCGCGAGGGUGAUCUGAAGCUAAGAGACGCUGCGAGCAGCAAGAUGGAGGUGCGCGUGCUGCUGCUAACGGACAUGCUGCUGGUCUGCAAACCGUCCACCAAGAAGAUCUCGUCCAGCGGCUCGGCCGGGACGGUUGGUGUCGGUUUGAAGAUCAUAAGGCAGCCGUACGUGAUCGAUCGUAUCCGGAUCAACGAGCUGAAGGAGCCAUCCAGUCUAGGUUUGAUCUACCUGAACGAGUACGGAGCCGCUUCGGCAGCUCUGGUGCUCAGCGCCGGGGAGUCAAAGUUAGCCAAGUCUUGGAUGGACUCGAUCAGAAAGGCUCAGCAGCAAUUCGCGCUGAUGAAGGUGCCGCCGCUUGGGAACACGCUGAACCUGACCUUGGCAACGGUCAGCCGUCAGCCUAGCACGUUCCUGGGCGACGUGGACUACGAGGGAGAAGAAUGCGAGCCGACCCUGAAAACGCCCCGAGGCAGCAGCAGGGCGUCACGGGUCAGCAGCCUUGCUCACAGUCACAGCGGGAGCAUAGAGAUGGAGGGUGUCUCCCCAGGAAGCAGUAGCUUCGUGCCGAGCUACAAUCCCAGCAGGAACGUCAGCGUGGAGACCAGCGAGGUGCCCCGCGCCUCGAGCGUGUCCUCGGAAGAGGGCGGCGAAAGUUCCGGGCACAAUCACAGGCCGUUGCAGAUCAGACGGUAUCUGCUGAACAAGUCGCCGACCCCGAACACGCUCAGCGUCCAGGUGCCGCCUUACUCCUGCCUGGGCCAGUCGUUGCCGAACCUGACGUUGGCCACGUCGCCGCAAACCUCGACAGUGUCGCCGACACCGCCGAACUCGCUGCUAAUCGUUCCCCAAAUUACAAAGAGCAAGGACACUUUGCUCUCGCCGGGGCACCGAGGUAGCAAUUACCCACGCGGGAAUUUAUCUUCUUCCACUGUUACACUAUCUAGAAGUUUCAUCUGACAAUAAACACCGUCUAGGCGAAAAUAGCACUGUGCAUGAA
Molecule: messenger RNA, 7010 nt
Organism: Megalopta genalis
Lineage: Eukaryota; Metazoa; Arthropoda; Insecta; Hymenoptera; Halictidae
Source: RefSeq, a predicted model, not a curated record